AUGGGAACACCAACCUCCCAGGGCACCGUGCCAAAGCGCAAAGCAGUCAACGCUGCCGACUUACCGCCUUCGAUCCGGUCGAGGCGAUUGAAAGACAAGAUGGGCUGUGUCGAGGAGACCAAACGCAAAGGACGUCCGACUUACCCACGCGCCUCUCUCCUUGGUCUCCCAGCAGAGCUACUCAACCGCAUCUAUCGCGACGUCCUAGUCGAAGAUUUCAAGAUCGCAAUUAUUGAGACAAACAAACCGCAAUAUCCUGGUCUCGUCGCAGUCUGUCGCAAGACCUACAUGGAGUCCCGCCUCAUCUUCCUCGAGGAGAACACUUUCAGCGUCUACUGCUAUGAUUUGAAAAAUCCAUUGCCGCGCCAGCCGACCUCCCACUGGAUCUGCCACCCCACAGCGACCCGAUUCGGGGUCUACGAGGGUUCGUUGAAUUGGAGGAAUCUCAUGGAGUGGGUCAAGCUGUGGCAUGAGGGGAAGGCUAUGAGAGCCCCGAAGCCCAGUCUGCUGAGUGGCGGUAGGUUGAUGCCGAAAUUGGCGUCGGGGAGUUUUAGUACUGUGGAGGCAAUGGGCAAGGUCGAGUGGAGUACGAUGGAGCGGGUUCUUGAGGGGGUCAGGAUGGCAUUGGAGGAUGUUGGAGUCGCUUUUGGUUACAUGUAG
Messenger RNA from Pseudocercospora fijiensis CIRAD86, 660 nucleotides. RefSeq lists its product as uncharacterized. The transcript is spliced from 2 exons. The coding region runs from base 1 to 660 and encodes 219 amino acids. The record is from RefSeq and is a predicted model, not a curated record. Lineage: Eukaryota; Fungi; Ascomycota; Dothideomycetes; Mycosphaerellales; Mycosphaerellaceae.